AUGGGAAGUUCACAGUCACCUUCAAACUGCAGGCCAGAAGUUGAAGAAAUUAUUCGUAGGCAUAAAUGCGUUGUGUUCAGUGCAACUUAUUGUCCUUAUUGUGAUAGGGCAAAAACAGUUUUGGGGAAAAUGAAAGUUUCUCCGCUUGUAAUUGAGCUGGAUCAACAUCCUAGAGGGAAGGACUAUAGGCAAGCUUUAAAAGAAAUAACCAAUCAGACUACUGUGCCUAAUAUUUUUAUAGGAGAAGCUCAUAUAGGUGGAUGCUCAGAUUUGAUUGCUGGAAUCAAAAAGGGGACUGUCCAGCAGCAUUUUAGCAGGGCUGGGGUAGAGUAUCAUGAUGUAGUUAACGAAAUUUAG
Messenger RNA from Blepharisma stoltei, 357 nucleotides. The record is from the annotation of a GenBank genome assembly. Lineage: Eukaryota; Ciliophora; Heterotrichea; Heterotrichida; Blepharismidae.